Molecule: messenger RNA, 1686 nt
Organism: [Torrubiella] hemipterigena
Lineage: Eukaryota; Fungi; Ascomycota; Sordariomycetes; Hypocreales; Clavicipitaceae
Source: the annotation of a GenBank genome assembly
AUGUCUUCUUCCUCCAACACAAAGCCCACAGCGGCUGGCACUCGCAGUAGCAGAAGCGCAAUCUUGGGAUCGGAAGCCACUCCCGAUGCCCAGACCUCCGCUGCCAAGGAUGCCUCCGAUGUCCUGCUUAUGCCUGUGUCUUCAAACAGUGAGUCUACUGUUGGCAGCUCACACCCGCGCGGCGUGGAUCCUUCCCAAUUGUCAUCGCGGUUGACUGUGACCAAGCUGGUCGGCGCAAAGUUGAAUGGCAUCGCCAAGUUCUUUAAGACGUAUGCCAAGUUUGUUGGGCCCGGUUUCAUGAUUGCCGUUGCGUACAUUGAUCCUGGCAACUAUGCUACCGACAUUAGUGCUGGUGCCACGUACCAAUACAAGCUGCUCUUCAUCGUACUGCUCAGUAACAUCUUUGCCAUUCUGCUCCAGAGUCUUGCUAUUCAGCUUGGCUCCGUCACCGGCAUGGACCUUUCGUCCGCUUGCCGCGCCUAUCUCCCACGCUGGCUCAACUAUACUCUGUACGCUUUGUCCGAGAUUGCCAUUAUCGCGACCGAUCUUGCAGAGGUUAUCGGUACUGCUAUUGCGAUAAACCUCUUGAUCCCCCAAAUCCCUCUGGUGGCUGGUGUCGCCAUCUCUAUUGUCGACGUCAUGUUCAUCCUCAUCUUUUAUAGACCAGACGGCAACAUGCGAGGCCUACGAACCUUUGAAUUCGGCGUCUGCUUGCUAGUCCUCGGUGUCGUCAUCUGCUUCUGCAUCCAGCUCUCUCUUAUCAAGGAUACCAACGUCGGCGAUGUCUUCCGCGGCUACGUCCCGUCGAGCGCCUUAAUCGAAUCCAAGGGAUUGUACCAAGCCUGCGGUAUUCUCGGCGCUACAGUCAUGCCUCACAGUCUCUUCCUGGGUUCCGGCAUUGUCCAGCCCCGUCUUCGCGAGUACGAUGCCAAGCGCGGCCUGCUCCCCGAGGAGCCUUCCUCUUCGGCGUCUUCCACCAUGGACGAGUUUGACAAGGUCGUCUACCGACCAUCCCACGCAGCUAUUAAACAUUCCCUCAAGUACUCCAUCACCGAGCUUGCCAUUUCGCUUUUCACGUUCGCCUUGUUUGUCAACUCGGCCAUUCUCAUUGUCGCCGGUGCCUCGCUGUACCAAAACGAAGAAGCCCUGGAUGCUGACAUCUUUGGCAUCCACGACUUGCUUUCGCAGAGCAUCUCGCCUGCGGCUGGAACCAUCUUUGCCCUUGCCUUGCUCUUGUCUGGUGUCUCGGCUGGUAUUGUCUGCACAAUUGCCGGCCAGAUGGUCAGUGAAGGCGCCUUGAGAUGGCGAGUCAAGCCUUGGCUGCGACGUCUCUUGACACGUUCCAUUAGCAUUAUCCCCUCGCUCAUUAUUGCUGGCGCCAUUGGCCGCGAGGGUCUCAACACUGCCCUGACAGCAUCGCAGGUCGUGCUAAGCAGUGUCUUGCCCUUCAUCACUCUGCCCUUGAUCUACUUUACCAGCCGCAGCAAGUACAUGACUGUCUUGCCUGGCAUGGCCAGACUGCAGCAUGAAGAUGCCUCUAGAUCCAGUGUACAGUCUGCACUGUCGCCUGAUGGCAUUGACAUGUCCCUCCCGUGGUGGCUCGUCAUCAUCUCCGGCCUCGUCUGGCUUGUGAUUGUCGUCAUGAACGUUGCCAACCUUGUGCUUCUCGGUCUUGGAAAUUCUUGA